AUGCUCAAGGACGAAGUGGAGGCGUCCAGAGCGGCAGCCCGCGCGGCUGCUGAGGCGGCAGCGGCAGCUGCGACCGCCGCGACGAUGCCCGUGACCCCCCGCGCGAACGGCUCCGGUACCCCGCGCGCCUCCCAGAUCCCCGGUCCAGGCGGCGUCACGUCGCCGCGCACGGCGGACGCGUCCACGCGCAACCUCGUGUCGCUCCUGGAGGACGCGCGGAAGGACCUCGGCAAGGAGCGCGCGCGCCGCGACGCCGCCGAACGCUCCCUCGCGGAACGGGCUGCGGAGCUGCAGGCGCUGCGGAGCGACCUGGACGGCGUGAAGGAGAAGCUCGGCGCGACCGUGAAGGAGGCGACGCGCGGCCGCCGCGACACGGAAGCGGCCGCGCGGGAGGUGCAUGAGCUGCGCGGCGAGAUCGCGGCGGUGCGAGCGGCGUCGGACGCGGCGGAGCGGGCGCGGCGCGCGGCGAAGGACGAGGCGGAGGCGAGUUCUCGCGAGGUCGCGCGGCUCAAGCGGGAGCUGGCGGCGGCGGUGCGGAGGGCGGACGGCGGCGGUGCGGCGGCCACGCCCCCGCCAGCGGUGCCGGCGGACGCGGCGGCGGAGAUCGCGCGGCUGAAGAGCGAUCUCAAGGCGGAGGAGGCGGCGCGCGCGGAGGCGCUCGCGGAGGUGAAGCGGCUGGGGGGGGAGUUGCGGUCGUUGCGGGGGGAGUGUCAGAAGUUCGAAACGCAGGCCGCCGCGCAGCGCGAGAGCGCAGCGGCGACCGCGGGGCGGCUCGGGAGCCGCGUGAAAGAGCUCGAGCGCGAGCUCGAGGUGGCGCACGCGGCGGGCAAGGCCGCGGCGGACCUCGACCGACGCCGGUUGUCGGAGCUCGCGGCGAUGGCGGCCGAGUGCCAGAAGGCCUCGGAGCUGCAGACGCGCGCGGAGGCGGACGCGAAGGAGAUGACGGGGAAGCUUCGCGAGGAGCGGAAGCGCGCGCACCAGCUCGACAGCGAGGUCAAGGCGCUGAAGCGGGCGCUGGCGCGGCAGGAGGCUGCGACGCGCGAGCUCGCCGGGCUGGACGCGAUGCAGGGCGGCGUGGACGGGCAGGCCGUGAACAGCAAGCCCGAGGGCGUCGUGACCGCGGCGCGGCACGCGGAGGCGCUGCGGCACGCCGAGGGCGAGGCGGCGCGGCAGCGCGAGCGGGCGGAGGGCCUCGAGGCGCAGCUGCGCGGCGGCGCGGACGUCCAGGCGAAGCUCCGGAGCCGCAUCGGGACGCUCGAGAACGUGCUGGUGUCGCGGGGGAUCGCGCUGCCGCCCCGGCGACAGAAUACGGGGAUGGACAUCGACCCUGAGUCGACGGGCGCGAACGAGGUGGUGGUGUCGGCGCUGGAGACGGAGCUCGCGCGGGCGCGCUCGGCGCUGGCGUCGCACGAGAAGGCGAUUGCGCAGGCGGAGGGGAAGAUUGAGGAGUUGUCGCGGCGGUGCGUGGCGGCGGAGCAGGCGCGCGAGACGAGCGCGCGGGCGACGCGGCGGCAGAGCGCGGCGGCGGAGCUGGAGGCAGAGCGGCUGCGCACCGCGCUGGAGGAGAAGGAGAAGGCGCACCGCGAACGCGAGAACGAGCUGUUGACGCAGGUGCGCAAGCUCAAGGACAGGGUGGCGGCGGCGCGCGGGGACGGCGGGGCGACGCCGGUGAACGGCGGCCCGGAGACGCCCGCGGUGACGCCGCGGGAGUAG
This is a messenger RNA of Pedinophyceae sp. YPF-701, 1713 nucleotides long. Lineage: Eukaryota; Viridiplantae; Chlorophyta; Pedinophyceae. The record is from the annotation of a GenBank genome assembly.